Messenger RNA from Trichoderma breve, 2520 nucleotides. Its product is annotated as heterokaryon incompatibility protein (HET) domain-containing protein. The coding region runs from base 1 to 2520 and encodes 839 amino acids. The transcript has 3 exons. The record is from RefSeq and is a predicted model, not a curated record. NCBI's taxonomy places the organism in Eukaryota, Fungi, Ascomycota, Sordariomycetes, Hypocreales, Hypocreaceae.
AUGCGUCUUCAUCGAUAUGCUGGGGGUCGUCGUCGGUUCGUCCCAUUUGUAUUGCAUUCUUGGCACAGCAUAAACCCAACUCUCAGACACAUCCUGGGCCGAGAUCGUGAAAUAUUCAAAGCCCAGUCCAGCUUGCGUCUGCGCGCAUCAGGCUUCCGCCUAGAGUCUCUCUUCCUGAGUCACGGAAAGAAGCCCGUCAAGCGUCGUGGCUUCAGACCCAAGAAGUCGUUCAUGGAUCAGCAUCAGCCGCUAUCUCAUCGUCCCAAGCAGUCCCUGAGUAUCCCAGAAGGGCGGCGAUACGUGUAUAAGCCCCUUGGAGAAAAUAAGUGCGUUCGGUUCCUCACUCUUCAGCCAGGGUCAGGUUCUGACCCUUUAGUCGGGAGCCUCGAAUUCGGGAGCCUCGAUCCGGCGGACAUUGCACAGCUUCCCCCUUAUGAAGCCAUCUCGUACGUAUGGGGUACUAGUGAUCGCCUCUUCGAGCUCUUAUGCGAUGGCGCCAUCCUGCCUCUGACGCAGAGCAUUCGCGAUGCGUUGGUGAGGGUUCGACUGCCGGAUCGGCCUCGCCGACUGUGGGCGGACCAGAUAUGCAUUAAUCAAGACGACAUUGCGGAACGAAGCCAGCAAGUGAAGCUCAUGAAUGCAGUGUAUAAGAAUGCCAGCAAGGUACUUGUGUGGCUGGGGCGGGAUGUAGACGAUGACAAGGCUCAUGAAAAGUUCAAAGUUGAUCAUGAGGAGAAUCUGGUGAUGCAGAGCCCGGAGCGUUGGAAACCUCUAUCAAAGCUGACCAAGCUGCCCUGGUUCCACCGAAUAUGGAUUGUUCAAGAAAUCGGAACCACCGCACCGGCGACUCUAUACUGGGGAGACACUGAGAUGGACUGGGACAUGCUCUCCUUUGUCGCCGGGAUCCUCAACGAGAGAUACCACCACCUACGCACACGGUUCUUUAUUGGCACUUCCAACAUCCGCUACCUUCACAAACGCUUCGUCGAACCAGACGUGGAAUACGACCAGUUCCACAACAGAGGCAACUUUGCCUACGAGCUUCACCGUGCGAGGCACCUCCUUGCACAAGAUCCUCGAGACCACGUGUACGCCUUCCUAGGCCACUUUUCCCUCGGCAAGGGCAGCGAGGAGCUCCAGAGCCUCGUGGUGGACUACUCUAAGAGCAUCGAGGAUGUGUACUUUGACGUUGCGGUGAGAGGUCUCCGCGGAGCCAACGAUCUCGUCAUGUUGGCUGCGACGCAUCACAGCCGGCCCAACGGAAAGAGACGAGCGCCGGGGAACGAGCAGGAAGCGGACUUGCCAUCGUGGGUUCCUGACUGGAGAGACUUGCCGAUGCAUAUUCUCGGAUCGCCUGCAGUGCCGCAUCGGGCGUCAAAGGAUACUAGGCCGGAUAUCACCAUUGACGAGGACAAACGGAUCCUGCAUGCUCGUGGUGUCAGGGUCGAUGUUGUGGAGAGGCAUUCGUGGACGAUUUACGGGACGGCGUUUCAGGUGAGGCAGGACGAUCACGGGCCGAAGAAGAAGUGGUGGAAGCAGCCUCGUCCAAGGGAGAACAGUCAAGCCAGUGACCACCAUGGCUCUCCUCAGCCUCAACCCCGGAAUCAAAGUAAUGAUACUCGCUCGCCUAGCAGCAGCAGCAAUAGCUCAAGGGGAGGCAAGAAUACCACGAGAGGAAACAGUAACAGCAGCAACUACCAUCGAGGCCGCAACUCUCAUCAACGACGAAACAGCCAAAGCGAACAAUCCGGCUCUCGCACACACCCCAUGGAAGUCCUCUGGAAGCAAAUCUGCGGCUACCAAACCUUUACCCUCUCACGCAUAUACCCGCCCUUUCUCAAAGAUCCUUCCUCAUCUCCAUCUCCAUCUCCGUCUAUCCCUACGACCUCGCACGAUCACCACAAGUCCGCCUUCUUCGCCCUCAUCCAGACCCUCACCAACGCCUGCACCGGCAUGGACCGCUCGCGCCCAUAUUCAACCAUCUCUCCGGAUGAAUGGCUCGCCAGCGGAGCAGCCUAUCUCGUGCGCUACGCACUGCCCGCGUCUUCAUCCUCCUCAUUAUCGCAUUCACAAACGUUUCCUUCCUUCCCCUCCCAACAACGCUCAGAAAGCAGCAACAGCACUACUAACAACAACAAGAACAAGAACGUCAUGUCCAACUUCUUCGAGAGAGCAAACUCCCUCGCCUCCUCCUCCUCCUCACACACCCCCAUCUCCCCCGCCAUCCACGCCCUCUCCCUCACCGGCGACCCCUUCAAAUGGAGCCACGAAGCCACCCUCAUCACCCGCUACCGCCGCUUCGCCGUCACCCGCAACGGCUACUUCGUCCUCGGGCCCGACGCCCUGCAGGAGGGCGACAUCGUGGCCGUGCUGCGGGGCGGAAAGACGCCCUUUUUGCUGCGCGAGGUGGACGGUGGCAGUGGAUGGAGACUCGUUGGGGAGUGUUAUGUGCAUGGGUUGAUGGAUGGGGAGGGCUGGGAUGUGGAGGGGGCAAAGGAGGAGGUGUUUUCGAUACGAUAG